AUGGAGCGGCUGCCGAACGAGGUGCUGCUGCUGGUGUUUCAGUGGCUGCGCGUGCGGGACCGGCUGGUGGCGGCGCGCGUGUGUCGGCGCUGGGCCGCGCUGGCGCUGCGGGCCGCGCUGCACGUGCAGCGCCGCCAGCAGCAGUGGGCCGCCAGCGCCGCGCACACGGCCGUGCUGCUGACCGCGCGCGGCGCCGAGCUGCGUGUCGUGCUGCAGCGGGCGCCGCUGCUGCGCGAGCUCACAGUGCACGCGCGCUUGCCGCUCACGGCCGCCGACCGCGCCGCGCUGCUGCGCCUGCCGCACCUCGACCACCUCGACGUGUUCCACCGCGAGCGCGUGAUCGGCGCCAGCUCAGUGGCCGUGGCGCUGCGGUUGUCCUCGCUUGUGAUCAACGACACAGUAGCGCCGGGCGUGCUGCGCGCGCUGGGCGCUGGGCGCCUGCGGGCGCUGCACAUGUACGGCCGCGCCGCGUACUUCCCGCGCCGCGACCUGCCGCCGUUGUUACGCGCGCGUCGCCUUCAGCUGCGCGAGCUUACGCUGCGCUGCGCCGAGCUGCCCGACGCGGCCUACGCGGCCCUCGGCGCCUGCACCGGGCUCGAGGCGCUGCGCUUGUACUCGUGUUGGCUGCUGACCAGUGCGGGCGCCGCGCACGUGGUGCGGCCACCGGCGCUGCGCGUGCUGCACCUGACGGGCGCGCGCAUGCUGCGGCCCACGCCGCUGCAGGAGUUCCUGCGCUCGCUGCCGCCGCGGCUCGAGGAGUUGGUGUUGAGCGCGGGGUGGUUCGGCGACGAGCACGUGCCGGCGCUGGCGGCGAGCGCUUCCGAGCUGCGGGUGCUGGAGCUGUGGCGUUGCCCACUGUCGGCGGCGGGGGUCUGCGCGGCGGCGGCGGCGCUGCCGCGGCUGUGGGAGCUGGACGUGGACACGGAGCUGGGCGCGGAGGAGCUGCGGCGGCUGGCGGCGCACGGCGCGCUGGCGCGGCUGCGCUGCCGGGCGGCGGCGGGGGGCGGCGCGGCGGUGGGGGCGGGGGCCGCCCCGUGGGCGCUGGCGCCGGCCGCGGCGCGCUACGGGCGCGGCGCGCUGCGCGGCGGCGGCGAGGGCUGGCGCUCGGAGCUGUUCUACCACUGGUCCAGCUCGCUGCGGCCGCUGCCGGAGCGAGCGCCGCCGCCGUCGUUCGACGACGACGAUGAAGACGACUACAGCCUGCUCGAUGUCGCGCCGCCCCGGUACUAG
Messenger RNA from Pectinophora gossypiella (pink bollworm), 1230 nucleotides. RefSeq lists its product as uncharacterized. NCBI's taxonomy places the organism in Eukaryota, Metazoa, Arthropoda, Insecta, Lepidoptera, Gelechiidae. The record is from RefSeq and is a predicted model, not a curated record. Gene Ontology annotation, cellular component: SCF ubiquitin ligase complex. The coding region runs from base 1 to 1230 and encodes 409 amino acids. Gene Ontology annotation, biological process: SCF-dependent proteasomal ubiquitin-dependent protein catabolic process. The transcript has a single exon. Gene Ontology annotation, molecular function: protein binding.